AGACGCAGGUGGAGGGUACAUCUUCCGGACUGCCAGUGUUCAAGUGCUUUUCUAUACACACAUCCGAAUUGCGUGCACGCACGCACGCGUCAUGUCUGUACACAGCGUGCAAGAGCUACAAGCGUUGGAAGAAGCUGCAUGGGCAUCACCACACCGCCGCGAGCUCUACUCCACGCGUCACGUCGUUGGCUUUCCUUGGCACACGGUCGAGGAGAACAACGACCCCGCUGUCUCAGCCGACUCAACUUCGGCGGUGGUGCGCCGACACGUUAUACCCUACGACUACCCCUUCACGGUCUUUGUAAAAGGACGCUGGGUGGGCCGUAAGUUGCUGGACGUGUACGCCGAGGAACUCCCCCAUCACACCGCGGCCUACUACGAGUCGUGCCUUCGCACAGGCCGCCUGUACUGUGUGUCGCGUGCCGCGUUGGGGCGGCAUAACACGCAGCGGAAACUGCUGAAGCGAUCAUCUGCCGCAACUUCGAAUGCUUCUUUGGCAUGCAGUACCACACCAGUGGAAAUAGACAAGCAGAUUUCCCCGCAUCGGGGUACUCUGAACACAUCGGAUCUCCCCACUCCUUCAUCUUCUUCCUCUGCACAGGAGACACCGCUAGAAGUGCUAAACGUGGUGCUGCAACACGGCGACGUUGUGUACCACACCGUGCAUCGCCACGAGGUGCCCGUCACUAUCGGCGCAUCCGGCGUUGAUCCCGUGUGCAUCACAGCUGUUCGCAUUGCACGAUACGGAUUGAUAUGUGUUAAUAAACCAACGGGUCUGCCGACGCAUGCAACAGGGCGGUACAUGUACAACUCGCUGACGGCGUUGCUGGAGUAUGUCCUGGCCCCGAAGCGCCUGCACGCCUGGCUCCUUACGGAAGACCCUUUGCUACAGUCUCUCGUGUGUACAGCAAGUCUUUCCUCGAGCGAGAAGCAGGAGCUAUAUGCGUACUACGAGGGUCCAUCGACGACGAGUGCCUCGAAGAAAAAAGGUGAUGUAACGGGGGAAGCGGAACGCGAAAUGAGUGAAGUGAAUCCCAGCAAACUCCCCCGACCCUGCCAUCGACUUGAUAAGGUGACGUCCGGUGUGCUGCUGCUCGCCGUGCGGCAGGCGGCGGCGAAGCAGAUCGGCACCGCUCUCAUGCGGAAAGCGAAGGAGGUGGACGACGCCGUCACGGCGGAGUUGAUGAAGGCUAGCCUGAGGGAUAGUGUUGAGGUCGAUUCCAGCCCUCUUCACCGCAAGGGCACCAGCUGCAAAGGUGACGGUAGCGACAUCACUAGAGCACCUGCCCUCGCUCUUCCGUUGUCGCUGCAGCGCAUUUUAGGCCGCACGUACGAGCUGCAAAAGCACUAUCUAGCGCGUGUAGUUGGGGUCCUUGAGAAUUCUAAUGAAGCGAAAGGAAAGGCUUCUACCGGCUCGAAGGGGGUGCCAGAAGCAGUAUGGUCGCUUUCUGGAACGGAGGACUGCCUUACGCAUCACAACGACUCUGUACGUGGCCUGUUAGCAUCCUCCGCCAGUAGCUGCGGUGUAGUCGGCCUCACCGCUGCCGCUGUUGUAGUGGCAGAUACAGAACUCCCAGAGCCGUAUUAUGUGUUUCCUGCGGCGCUGCUCACCACAGCGCCAAUCCCGGCGCACCACCGUCCUCCUGCGAAGGGGUCAAAUGAGGCGGAGCGAGAUCAAAGCGCGACGAACAGCCCUUUGGAGCACGACCACGAUUCCCGCGACGAUCAGCGGAACGUCGAUACCCAACGCUCACGCCCAUCGCGGACGGCGGAGCUCGCGGCGGCAACUCUCUGCCAGACUCUCUGCUCAGCAACACCUGCCAAGCCGGCCACCGCCGCAGGAAACCGUACAUCUCCGUCAGCACCUCCGCAGAUGUCGUCAUCUUCGUGCACGGAGUCGCUCGUGCUCUGCACCCCCUACACAGGUCGCUUACACCAAAUCCGGUACCACUUAAGCUCGCUUGGAUGCCCCAUCGCCGGCGACGUGGUGUACACGCCUGCCGCUCACGGGGAUGUGGCGGCGCCGACAGCAUCCGAUGAAGUGGAGCAAACACCUGCAAAGGAAGUGCGUCAUGGCUGGGUGCGCAAUGAACGCGACUACAUUUACUUUAACGCCGCCCACCUCCCCGUUGCGUAUCAACGCCUUUGCGACUCACUAAAAAGGCCUCAGGCUCCGCAAGAAGAAGAAGAGCACAACGUCGCAACGACAGUGCUCGGCAUCAAACGUGCCCGCGCAGACGUAGCCGGGGGGCCCAAUCCGCCAUCAUCCUUGGCGUGGCAGCAGGAGCCGCCGUGCUACGAAUGCGCCGGUCGGCUGCCCAUCGUGGCAACCAAAGAGUGCGCGACGGGGACGUCGGCCAUUUGUCUGCAUGCGUGGGCCUACGAUGUUCGAGAGUCCCUGCUGCUGCUGGGGAUGGAGAAGACAGACAACGAAACUGUCGGGAGUGAUGCGUCGCCGGCAGAUGUGCGUGAAGGGGUGUCUCAGCAGGCGGGUGGUGCUCGUGCGAUGGACGGCGGGUUUGUCCGCUUCGAAGCACCGCCGCCAGCGUGGGCCGUCUUUGGUCAGCACAACGCCGUGAAAUUGUGA
This is a messenger RNA of Leptomonas pyrrhocoris, 2587 nucleotides long. RefSeq lists its product as hypothetical. The record is from RefSeq and is a predicted model, not a curated record. The transcript has a single exon. Gene Ontology annotation, molecular function: pseudouridine synthase activity; RNA binding. Gene Ontology annotation, biological process: pseudouridine synthesis. Lineage: Eukaryota; Euglenozoa; Kinetoplastea; Trypanosomatida; Trypanosomatidae. Bases 92 to 2587 code for a protein of 831 amino acids.